Molecule: messenger RNA, 3199 nt
Organism: Dimorphilus gyrociliatus
Lineage: Eukaryota; Metazoa; Annelida; Polychaeta; Dinophilidae
Source: the annotation of a GenBank genome assembly
AAUGCCUAAAACCACUAGUUCUGGAACAUCAGCCACACCAACUACUUCUGAAAGUUUUAGUAGUACAACAUUCAUACCAGAAUCAACAACUCAACCUAAAGAAACAACAUCACAGUUUAUAACUACUGGUUCUGGAACAUCAGCUACACCAACUACUUCUGAAAGUUUUAGUAGUACAACAUUCAUACCAGAAUCAACAACUCAACCAAAAGAAACAACAUCACAGCCUAAAACAACUCAACCUAAAGAAACAACAUCAAUGCCUAAAACCACUAGUUCUGGAACAUCAGCCACACCAACUACUUCUGAAAGUUUUAGUAGUACAACAUUCAUACCAGAAUCAACAACUCAACCUAAAGAAACAACAUCACAGUUUAUAACUACUAGUUCUGGAACAUCAGCUACACCAACUACUUCGGAAAGUUUUAGUAGUACAACAUUCAUACCAGAAUCAACAACUCAACCAAAAGAAACAACAUCGCAGUCUAAAAGCACUAGUUCUGGAACAUCAGCUACACCAACUACUUCUGAAAGUUUUAGUAGUACAACAUUCAUACCAGAAUCAACAACUCAACCAAAAGAAACAACAUCGCAGUCUAAAAGCACUAGUUCUGGAACAUCUGCCACACCAACUACUUCUGAAAGUUUUAGUAGUACAACACUCAUUCCAGAUACAACAACUCAACCUAAAGAAACAACAUCACUGCCUAAAACCACUAGUUCUGGAACAUCAGCCACACCAACUACUUCUGAAAGUUUUACUAGUACAACAUUCAUAUCAGAAUCAACAACUCAACCUAAAGAAACAACAUCACAUCCUAUAACUACUAGUUCUGGAACAUCAGCCACACCAACUUCUUCAGAAAGUUUUAGUAGUACAACAUUCAUACCAGAAUCAACAACUCAACCUAAAGAAACAACAUCACAUCCUAUAACUACUAGUUCUGGAACAUCAGCCACACCAACUACCAUGGAAAGUUUUAGCAGUACAGCAUUCAUUCCUGAUUUAACUACUCAACCUAAAGACACAACAUCACAGCCUCAAAGAACCAGUUCUUCAAUAUCUCAAACACCAACUACUACUGUAAUUUUUUUGGGUUCAACAGAGGUGAAGGAUUGGACUAAAACAUUUCCUACAUUUACUGAGUCUUCCCUGAGUUCUACUGUGCCUGAUUUUAAUAAAUGUAAUAUUGAUGGAGUGACAAUUAGGGAAGAGUUGAAAUUCGAGCCAGUAGAAAAUGUAGCAGUUGGUUGGAUUGAAAAGGAUGAACAAAAAGGAGUUUCGAGAUUUGACGAAUUAGUAUUUUUAAAUGACAAAAUUGAAGCAGGUGUUUUGUUACAUGUAAAUUGUAGCACUUGCUCCUGCAACUCAAAGUUUGAGUUAAAAUGUAACUUAAAGGAUUGUGAUAAAGAUUGUACGUGGAAAGAUUGGUCAGAUUGGACUGAAUGCUCAGAAACAUGUGGGAAGGGUAAAAGAAAUCGAACAAGAAUUAUGAUACCUUCAGUAGGAUUGGGCAAAAAGUGUAGUGGGAAGAGUUUUGAAGUAGACUGGUGUAAUACAUUUGAUUGUCCUGUGGAUUGUCAGUGGUCAAAUUGGAUGGAAUGGAGUAAGUGUAGUGCUGAAUGUGAUGGAGGGACUAGAAACCGAACAAGAAAUGCAAACAAUCCACCUGCUACCCAUGGAGGUAAGGAAUGUAAUGGUACAGACAUUCAGAUGGAGUCUUGUAAUGACAAACCUUGUCAUGAAAACUGUUCACAUAACAAAAUUUGGAUCUCAGACUGCCAAAAAUAUUUGCACUGUCCCAGCUCAUGUGCCAGUUUGAAAAGUGUCGAUAGUUGUGUUGAACCAGAAGUAUGUGAACCAGGGUGUAAAUGUAGAAAUGGUACAGUCUUAAAUGACAGGAAUGAAUGUGUUGAACCAAAUUUAUGCCAGUGUAAUAUUGAUGGGAAAAGAUAUAGUACUGGAUCUGUUAUUCCAACAGGAAACCCUUGUCUUGAAUGUAUAUGCAAGGAAGGAAAGAAAGACUGUGUCGAAAAAGAUUGCAAUUGCAAAUGGUCCAAUUGGUCUGAAUGGUCAAAUUGCAGUUCAGAAUGUGGAGAAGGUACAAAAAUAAGAACUAGAGAGCCUAACAACCCACAAAAGUAUGGAAAUGGACAGAAAUGUAUUGGUGAUAGAGAAGAGAAAGAUUCCUGUAAAAAUAAGGAAUGUCCAGUUUGCCAUGACUACAUGGGAAAUAUUUAUAAUGAUAAGGAAUCUGUAAAUGAUACAAUGUGUGAAAAUUGCUACUGCAAUAUAGAUACUGUAAUAUGCAUUGAGAAGGACAAUAGAAAUAUAAAUGGUCAAUGGUCUGUUUGGUCUAGUUGGUCUGAGUGUUCUUUAUCUUGUGGUGGAGGAUUUCAAACAAGGACUAGAAAUUGUAAUAAGCCAAAACCUCAAUGUAAUGGUAAAGAGUGUCCAGGUAAACAAGCUGAGCAGAGGAAAUGUAAUGAAGAUGUACUUUGUACCACAACACCAACUAUCCCAUCAACAACAACUGUUCCUUGUUCAGAGAAUGAGCAUCUAAAUCCAGAAGAAAGUUGUGAAUUUUCAUGCAAUAAUACAUCAAGGUUGAACGGAUCCUGCCUUAAUCCAACAAAACCUGAUAGUUGCAUAUGUAAAAAAGGAUAUUAUAGAGAUCACUUGAACAAUUGUGUAGAAAUUGAUAAAUGUAGUGAAUGUUAUAAAAAUGGAAAACUAAGGGAGCAAUGGGAUGAUGAAAAGGAUAAAUGUAUUUACUAUAAGUGUAUUAAUAACAAACUGGAACAUUAUAACAAAAGUGAAGAAUGCAUUUGUCAAACAAACGAAGUAAAGGUAAUUAACAAAGAAAAAUGCUGCUCUUGCGAAAAGAAACCUGAUAAUGGUACGGAAUGUAAGUUGAAAGAGAAAACGGAGAAACUAACAAUUAAUCAUCCUACUUUUCCAAAUACUAAAUGUAUUUCUGUAAAAGAAGAGAGAUUGUCAUAUUGUGAAGGACAGUGUAAUUCAAUGGAUAGACCUCAAAUAUUUUAUCGGGACACUUUAAUAGCUCAUCAAAGAGAUUGUAAAUGUUGUAGUGGUAAGGGGAAAUUAGUUAAUAUUGAAUUUGAUUGCGAAGGAAAGAGUGAAUCGAUGCAAAUUAUUCAAUUUGAACAGUGUAACUGUAAAUCUUGUUCAGGCUAG